AUGAUGUACGACGAUGACAAGGCGAAGACCUUUUUCAUCAUCGAGAAAGGGACCUACUGCUACAAAGUUAUGCCAUUUGGGCUGAAGAACGCCGGAGCAACCUACCAAAGGCUCGUGAAUAAAAUUUUCAAGGAGCAUAUUGACAAAACCAUGGAAGUGUACGUGGAUGAUAUGUUGGUCAAAGCCCCCAAGCUUGCAUACCACCUAAAAAACCUCGCCAAGGCAUUCAGCCUGCUCCGCCAGUAUCGCAUGAAGCUGAAUCUAAGUAAAUGCACGUUCGGUGUAUCGUCCGGCCGAUUCCUGGGGUACUUAGUCACACAACUAGGUAUCGAGGCACACUCACGCCAAAUCAAAGCUAUUCUCGAGAUGAAGUCGCCUUUCAUAGUAAAGGAAAUACAGAGCUUGACGGGCAGAGCAUUGGCCCUCAAUCGAUUCCUCUCGAAAUCUACUGACAAGUGCAGACCAUUCUUCAAAGCUUUGAAGAAGGGACAAAAAGACAAGUGGGACAGGGAGUGCGAAGUAGCUUUUCAGAAUCAAAAGACCUACCUCACUUCACCUCCCCUGCUCUCAAAGCCAGUUCCUGCUAUAGAGCUAAGCCAAUACGACCUCCUCUAUCAGCCGAAGACUGCAACAAAAGCUCAGGCCUUAGCAGACUUUUUUGCAGAAUUCACACCAUCAGCCGAAGAAGAGAAGCUGGUCAGCAAAAAGAAGGAAAGUUCGAGAGCAGACAAGACCUCUGCUGAACCUGACCAACCCAGAGACAUGUGGCAGUUACGCGUAGAUGGAGCGUCGAACCAGAAAGGAGCUAGAGCAGGCGUCAUCAUCAUCACCCCGGAUGGAACCUUAUUAAAGCAAGCUAUCACGCUUGGCUUCCCGGCUUCAAACAACGAGGCAGAGUACGAGGCAUUGCUCGCUAGCUUGCAUUUGGCAAUGGAGCUAUCAAUCAAGAAGCUGACCAUCUACUCAGAUUCCCAGCCGAUCACAAGUCAAACCCCAGGAGAAUACAUAGCGAAGCACCCAAGACGCUCCAUCCUGGUCGAGCACCUUGACCAGCCUAGCAUAGAAGAGGCAGAGCAGCCAGACCUGAUGCAGAUCGACGAGGAUCCUAAUUGGCAAGACCCCAUCAUUGACUACCUAGUGAACGAAAACUUGCCCGAGGACAAGUUCGAGGCCAGAAAAAUCAAGCAGAAGGCUGGAAGAUACUACAUGAAAGGUGACACGCUUAUCUGUAGAUCAUACUCCGGGCCUCAUCUCACUUACAUCAAAUUCAGUUGCCUGCAAUCAAUAGUCACCGACAACGGUACACAGUUCUUGGGCAGACGGAUCACCGCAUUCUUUGUGAAGUAUGGCAUUAAACAGCAUCUGUCAACUCCCAGAUACCCGCAAGGCAGUGGUCAAGCAGAGGCAUCCAAUAAGAUCGUACUGGACUACCUAAAGAAAAGACUGGAAGGCGAAUAA
Molecule: messenger RNA, 1458 nt
Organism: Prunus armeniaca (apricot)
Lineage: Eukaryota; Viridiplantae; Streptophyta; Magnoliopsida; Rosales; Rosaceae
Source: the annotation of a GenBank genome assembly